AUGCGGCAAAGAUGGUGUCCUGACUCGCGACUGCCACCCGCCGACGGGAAACGCCCAACGAGCCGGGGACGUAGCGGCCGUCUCCCAACCCAGCCUCGAAUAGAAUAUCAUCCGCGCCCACACCUCCAAGUGCACGUCCGGCGACAACCGUUCGCGGCUCUCAUAGACCCCGGAUCUGAAGUCUCGUGCAUACAGGAAGAGACUGCACGACUAUUCCCCGGAAUACCCCGACUAGCCCAGAACCGAGGAGACUACGUCCUCCUGGCAGAUAACACACGGGUAGGGGUCACUGGGGUAGGGGUCACUCUCCGAUGGCAUGGGAGAACCUACUGGCACGACUUCUGCAUACUCCCUGGUCUAGCUAGCGCUGUGCUGAUUGGUACCGACCUGUGGGCUAAGAUGGGAUUCACUUUGCCGCCACCUCCGUUGAACCAGACCGGGACAGUUUCCCGAACCAACACGAUCACCGUCGGCCCCAGCAACGAAGCAGACGAAGAAGCGCAACUCCGGGACUUUUUAGCUGCUGAGUUACCAUUGUUUGAAGUAAUCACGGGACGAACCGACCGAGCCGAACAUCGCAUCCGGCUAAAGCCUGGAUCGCCCAUCAAACAGCGGUACCGGCCUCGAAACCCGGCCAUGCAGGCCGUCAUCAAUGAGGAGGUCGACCGAAUGCUCGCCGAAGGCGUCAUCGAGCCCUCGAACAGCGCUUGGAGCUCACCGGUGGUUCGAAAGAAAAAUGGGCAGCAUAGAUUCUGCAUCGAUUUCCGCAGGCUGAAUGCAAUGUCAGAUAAAGACGCCUAUCCCUUGCCGCACAUCACGGCUACGCUAGACAAGUUACGCGGGGCGAAAUACCUGACAACGUUAGACCUAAAGAGUGGUUACUGGCAGAUACCACUGAACCAAGGGAGUCGACCUGCAACCGCCUUCACCGUACCAGGGAAGGGUUUGUACCAAUUCACGGUCAUGCCUUUCGGGUUGCACUCAGCCCCGGCGACCUUCCAGCGGUUGCUAGACACAGUGAUCGGCCCCGACCUCGAACCUAACGUCCUCGUAUACUUGGACGAUAUAAUAAUCGCCAGCAAGACGUUCAGCGAACACCUGCAGCACUUGAGAGAGGGGAUACACACGGACCCAGACAAAGUCAGCGCUAUCACCAGUUGGCCAGCCCACCACAGUGCGCAAGGUCCGGCAAUUUUUAGGAAUGGCCUCGUGGUAUCGGAGGUUCAUCUCGAAUUUUUCACACUAGCGGCGCCGCUUACAGCGCUGACCAAAAAACGAGCUGGCUGGACAUGGGGGACCCCCGAAGACGCAGCCUUUCGACAACUGAAGGAAGCAUUGACCUCCACCCCGGUUCUGGCCUGCCCGGACUUUCAGAAACCGUUCCUGCUACAAACCGAUGCCAGUUCACAUGGGCUAGGAGCCGUGCUAACGCAGCACCAGACGGAGGGAAAGAGAAUAAUCGCAUACGCCAGCCGAACGCUCAACGAUGCCGAGCGGAACUACAGCGCGACCGAGUUGGAAUGUCUCGCCGUGGUAUGGGGAAUCCGGCGAAUGCGAGACUACUUGGAGGGGUAUCGAUUCACCGUUGUAACAGACCACCAGUCCCUCAAGUGGUUGCAACAUCUGGAGAACCCGUCCGGACGCCUGGGGCGGUGGCUCUUCGAACUGCAACAGUUCGACUUCACCAUACACUAUAGAAGAGGAGGACAAAAUCAAGUAGCCGAUGCCCUCUCCCGGGAACCUGCAGCUCAACGCAAUGCAACACCGGAUAGCGUGUCCAUGGUACCAACGCCUCCUCAGAGAGGUAAAGAGCCGACCAGACGAGUACCGCAACAACGACCAGCAGGGAAUCUACACGCUACCCCAGUGACCGCCCCGUGGCAGCAAGUCUCAGUGGAUCUAGUCGGUCCUCUGCCACGCUCGGUCCGUGGACAUGUCUGGCUCCUGACCGCCCAGGACUGGUUCAGCAAAUGGAUCGAGAUGGUUCCCCUGCGACGCGCCACCGCCACGGCACUAGCGAAAGAAGUGACCCGCCGCAUCAUCUACUGGCAUGAAUGCCCGGGCCAACUCAUCUCGGACAACGGGACCCAGUUCACCUCUCGCCAGUUCCGUACCUUGCUGGCAUCAUUCGGGAUCCAGCACCGCACGUCACCUGUCUACGCGCGCAACCCGGUGGAGAGGGCGAAUCGGACCAUCAAGACCAUGAUUAGUCAAUACUUCGCGGUGAACACCGCUCGACACGAGGCCACCGGAUACACCCCGGCCUUUCUGCUCCACGGCCGCGAACUGGCACCUCCCCAUCCUGCCGAGCGACAACCAACGCCAAACCUGACUUCUCCAGAGUCGCAUCGACAACGCCUGGAAGAGGCCUAUGAAGUCGCCAAGGUGGGCGACAAGGUUUGGAAGCGAGAACGCCCCCUGUCCAGCCGCGACGACGCGUUUAACGCCAAACUCGCCCCUCGAUUUUCGGGGCCCAUGGAAGUACGCAGGAUAAUAUCCCCAGUCAUCAUGGAUCUACGCGACGAACACGGGAAAUGGCAUCGGCAUAUCCAUGUACAGGGCCUGAAACCGCAACCGAACAUACCAGAAAGCCCUCGGGUGGACGAGGAUGACGCAUAA
Messenger RNA from Camponotus floridanus (Florida carpenter ant), 2619 nucleotides. RefSeq lists its product as uncharacterized. Gene Ontology annotation, biological process: DNA integration. NCBI's taxonomy places the organism in Eukaryota, Metazoa, Arthropoda, Insecta, Hymenoptera, Formicidae. The record is from RefSeq and is a predicted model, not a curated record. Gene Ontology annotation, molecular function: nucleic acid binding. The transcript is spliced from 5 exons. The coding region runs from base 1 to 2619 and encodes 872 amino acids.